AUGAAAUUUGCCGAGAACGCCAAAAUCACCUCAAACCUGCAGCCAGAAGACUUGGAAAGGACCACGCAAUGGAUACUCGAGAUGAUGAGUCUUUACGAGGACCAGAGACCUGAUAUCGUGGACAAGUGCGACGAGGACGAGGAAGACGGACGUCUUGAGAUUCCUGGGUUUUCACCCAUUUCGGGCAAAGAAACAUUGAAAGCACACUAUGCAUGGCUUUUCAAGGGAGUAGAGCGGACUAGUUCCAAGUCAGUACUCGCCUAUCCUGGGUAUUAUUCUAACACUGAUGUAAUGUUUUCUUCAGUGUGCAAAGUGGUAGCAACAAUCCUCCCCGAUCAAAUCCACCUCGUCCUCAAGGCUACAUUUUCCAACAAGCACAGGACUAGCGAGCCAACGUACGACGUGUUCCUGGGAAAAGAUCUCAAGCCUUCAAAGGUCAAGUAUAUGAAGCUUACCGGAGAUGUCUUGUUGGAUGUGCAUAGCACUCUGAGCCUCAGUGCUGGGGCUUCAUCCCGGGCCUUGUUAACAUCAACUGAUAGUAACUACACCUCUGUCUGA
Molecule: messenger RNA, 558 nt
Organism: Coprinopsis cinerea okayama7#130
Lineage: Eukaryota; Fungi; Basidiomycota; Agaricomycetes; Agaricales; Psathyrellaceae
Exons: 4
Coding region: 1-558 (185 amino acids)
Source: RefSeq, a predicted model, not a curated record